Cuculus canorus (common cuckoo) is the source of this 5517-nucleotide messenger RNA. RefSeq names its product T-box transcription factor 18 (gene TBX18). NCBI's taxonomy places the organism in Eukaryota, Metazoa, Chordata, Aves, Cuculiformes, Cuculidae. Gene Ontology annotation, biological process: somitogenesis; morphogenesis of embryonic epithelium; positive regulation of DNA-templated transcription. The coding region runs from base 139 to 1881 and encodes 580 amino acids. Gene Ontology annotation, cellular component: nucleus. The record is from RefSeq and is a predicted model, not a curated record. The transcript has 8 exons. Gene Ontology annotation, molecular function: DNA-binding transcription factor activity, RNA polymerase II-specific; RNA polymerase II cis-regulatory region sequence-specific DNA binding.
AAAAAAAGAAAAAAAAAAAGGAACUUGGCUGAUAACUCGGAUUUAAAAAGAAAAGCCGCAUCCCCUCGGCGGCGCGGCCGGGAGGACGGGCGGGCGGGCACCGGCGCGCCUGGAUGCUCGGGCUGUAGGGGGGCGGGCAUGGCCGAGAAGCGGCGGUCCUCGCCCGGCACCACCAUGAGCCUGAAGGCUCACGCCUUCUCCGUGGAGGCGCUCAUCGGGGCCGAGAAGCAGCAGCAGCAGCAGCAGCAGCCGCGGCAGCCCAAGCGGCGGAAGCUGGGCGGCGAGGACGAGGCGGCCGAGGACGAAGGGGGCAGCGGCUGCUGCCCCAAGAGCUCUCCCGCCGCCACCACUGCGGCCGGCAGGACCUGCGGCGACACGGAGCCGGGCCCCGCCGGCGGCGAGGAGGGCUUCGUGCCGGGCUCCCCCGGCGGCUCCCCCGGAGGGUCCCGCCCCGGGUCGCCGCUGCCCGCGCCGCGCGUGGACCUGCAGGGAGCCGAGCUCUGGAAGCGCUUCCACGAGAUCGGCACCGAGAUGAUCAUCACCAAGGCGGGAAGGCGGAUGUUUCCCGCAAUGAGAGUGAAGAUCUCAGGUUUAGACCCACAUCAGCAGUAUUAUAUUGCUAUGGAUAUUGUGCCAGUGGAUAACAAAAGAUACAGGUAUGUUUACCAUAGCUCCAAGUGGAUGGUGGCUGGUAAUGCUGACUCCCCAGUACCACCUCGUGUUUACAUUCACCCUGAUUCCCCCGCCUCUGGGGAGACGUGGAUGAGACAAGUGAUCAGCUUCGACAAACUGAAGCUAACCAAUAAUGAGCUGGAUGAUCAAGGGCAUAUUAUCCUUCACUCUAUGCAUAAAUAUCAGCCUCGUGUCCAUGUCAUCCGAAAAGACUGUGGAGAUGAUCUGUCCCCCAUCAAGCCCAUCCCAUCAGGAGAAGGGGUGAAAGCCUUCUCCUUUCCAGAGACAGUUUUCACUACUGUCACAGCAUACCAAAAUCAACAGAUAACUCGUCUGAAGAUUGAUAGGAAUCCAUUUGCGAAAGGUUUUAGAGAUUCAGGACGUAACAGAAUGGGACUGGAAGCUCUGGUAGAGUCUUACGCCUUCUGGAGACCUUCACUGAGGACACUUACAUUUGAAGAUAUACCUGGGAUACCCAAACAAGGAAAUGCAAGUUCUUCUACUUUACUCCAGGGAUCAGGCAGUGGAGUGCCAUCUACUCACCCUCACCUUUUACCGGGUUCCCCUUGCUCAUCUCCAGCCUUCCACCUCAGUCCCAACACUAGCCAGCUCUGUAGCCUUGCUCCAGCUGACUACACAGCUUGUGCCCGCUCAGGCUUGGCCCUGAACAGAUACAGCACUUCUUUGGCUGAAACCUACAACAGGCUCACAAACCAAAGCAGUGAGACAUUUGCACCUCCAAGGACUCCCUCCUACGUUGGUGUGUCGAGUAGCACGACUGUGAAUAUGUCUAUGAGUGGCAGUGAUGGGGAUGCAUUCAGCUGUCCGCAGACUGGCUUAUCUAUGCAGAUUUCAGGGAUGUCUCCACAGCUCCAGUACAUCAUGCCAUCCCCAUCCAGCAAUGCCUUUACCACUAAUCAAACCCACCAAGGCUCCUACAACACAUUUAGACUACAUAGUCCCUGUGCGCUCUAUGGAUAUAACUUUUCCACAUCUCCUAAACUGGCUGCCAGUCCUGAGAAAAUUGUUUCUUCCCAAGGAAGUUUCUUGGGGUCCUCGCCAAGUGGAACCAUGACGGAUCGGCAGAUGUUGCCCCCCGUGGAAGGAGUGCACUUACUUAGCAGUGGGGGGCAGCAGAAUUUCUUUGACUCUAGGACCCUAGGAAGCUUAACACUCUCAUCUUCUCAAGUGUCUGCACAUAUGGUUUGACGAAGCCUUUAAGUAAAAGUACAGUAUGUUUAGUGUCUACAAUGUAUUUCUUUUGGAAUAUGAAGGGACAUACGAUGUAGCUUGUAAAGUGUGUGUAUAUAUAAUAUGAGAGGAAGUUUCACUGAAUUUUUUACUUGCUUGUGGCCGGAUUAUUCUUCUAUUUUGAGUUACUUGGAGUUUGUUGUGGCACGGACUGCUCUAGUUUUCUGGUAUAAUACUCUUAGCUGUCUAACACGUUGGGACAUAUGCAACAAAUUAAGUAAGACUUCCUCCCCUUUCCCCCUUCUCUGUUCUAACCCCUUUAAAGAAUGAAAUGACACUUGGAGUAUUAAACAACACAAACAAGUCCACUUACAUUUCCUAUAGUACUAGUGAGUUUCUUUGCAACAUUCAUACAAUGAUAAGCUGAUGCACCAAAGGCAUUUUACAAGUUUCUUCUCUGUUAUAAGGGAUAUGAAAGUUAUUUGGAUUUUUAAGUGUUAAGCAUCAAGCCUAAAGUAGGAGUUUGGCUGAUGGAUUAUUUACAAAGUAAACAGAAAGAUUCAUUUGCCUUCUCAUGAUAUGCUGUUUUUAGCUUAUCAAUGGCACAGCAUUCUUACUAGGAAUUUUUUUUUCAGAUUUAGUCUAGAUUUAUGAUUAGAUAUUUGAAGACAAAUAAUGCAUAUCCAGAUUGUGGUGGUAGGAAUAAUUUAAACCAACAGCAGAAGAAGUGGCUUUCCUUUGUACAUAAUGAACUUUGAUACUUCAUUUUUGUCAAAGGAAGGACUUGGCGCAUUUUUUUCCUCCAUAAAUAUUGUCUAUAAGUAAUUUACUGGACAGUAGGAUAUUCUAAUCUAUGUUUGGUUUUGUAUUUUUAUUUUUUAAAGGAAAACGCAGGUUUGAUUUAGGGAAAUAAAAAGUGAGCAGGAUGAGAAAUUCCAUUAUUAGUUUUACCCUUUUGUUUGUGUUUUUGAGUGCAUUUUUUUUUGUUCAUUUCUUUAAUAAGGGCUUCCUCCAUCCUCAGUAUCUUAUAAAUAGAUUGCCUGUAGCAGUUAGGCAGAUGAUGCAGUUUGCCUGCAAGUGUUGCAGAAGCAGUACUUUGUCGUAGCUGCCUCCCUGUAACACAGCCAAACUGGGACCAGGAUUACAAUAGGCAGAAUUCCUUUAAUAGUUUACUUUGAAUAUUCCAGCAUGACACCUACAGGCUAUGUCCUUCCCUCCAGGGAGCCAUCUGUCUUCCCCUUACUCCUUUCUGUCAUGAGGUUACUGCUGUUCUGUUUCUCAGUCAGCUUUUGCCCUAGAAUUGGAGAGGUUCCGUUCCGUCCCAGCUCUUUUUUUAACUGACGGUGGUAAGAACACAGACUGCUCCUGACCAGGCUUCUCCAGGGUAACAAGGACAUGGGGAGACACUUGUCAUGGCAAAAUUUCUGCCCUCAUCUGCAUCUGCACAGCCCUGGUGUGCAUCAGUCCUACUGUGAAAGCUGCCUCUCAGCUGCCUGUCAGAGCAGAGCCGUGGAGGCUGUAGAACAGAUUUUAAUACUUGUGAUAAUAGGUCAUCUUCAACAGUAUGCUAAGCCUCCUUCAGGUUGUGUAAGUGAUGUAAAGGCAUUAUAAAGUGGGUACAAAUGUAUUUGAAAAUGCAUCCCUGGUCAGCACUGUAUGUAGUUGAAAAUGGUCAGCACUGAAGGAGAAUAAGGGCUUUCAGGUUUUGUGGUUUUCUCUGUUGGAUUUUUUGGAGAAGGUGGGUUAUUGUGUUUCUCAAGAGUUCCUUCAUCUGUUCUGGCAAACACAGGGCUCAACUGCUCCCACUUCAAGAAGGUCUCAUUGCAGCUAGUAUUUCAUCAGUGAGAUGAAGAUAAUGCAUGCAGAAACAACCCUCUCACUAUCUCUUCUUCUUACUUGGGAAUAGAAGAGAAACCACAGCAGUCUUUAAGCCCAUGCCUGGAGAAGGCUUUGUUUUUAUCAGUUACAUAUUUGUUUAUGUUAAAGAAAAUACAUAAAAAGUUCUUAUUCAAAGCUGGAAAGACAAGAGGAUGAGCCUGCUAUUGAGGAGACAUAGGUUUGCUUCUUUGCUGUCACAAACUUCCCAAGUGACCUUGGGCAUAUCACUCAGCCUUACUAUAUCUUUUUUCUUCUGUAAAAUAUAAUAGCACUUCUCUGCCUCACAGUAAAUGGUGACAGUACAUUAAAGAUGAAUAUAAUCUUUACAUCUAAUGUAAUGUGGACAGGACAUUACAUAUGAAUGGCUAGCUAGUGUUCAUAUAUGAGGAUAAAAAGAGCAUUCAUGUACAGGUCUGUCACUAAUUUCAGCACUGCAGUGUUCUUUGAUUCUUUGAGGCAGACCUCCUAGCAAAGACUUAAAAAUGAUGUUCAAAAACCUCACAAUAACAAUUUGUGAAAUGGUUCCAAGAUGUGUAUAAGAUGGGCAAAAUUUCGAUUAUGUGAAUUGUUAUAGCUCUGUUAGUUUAAAUUAAAAAGAAAUUGUGGAUAGUAAUUCCUGCUCUAACCAAAAUUUUGAAAUGUUGCAGUUGGACAAAUCUUUGAAUGUAAAGAAGGAUGCAAUUAAUCUGUACUUUAAAAAGGUUAAUUAUCCAUGUCAUCUUAAGGGCUGUACCUACAAAGAAAUGUGGAAGAACUAAAUCAUGCAUGUUCCUACAAGGAUAGAAAAAGGGUUGUGCAUAGAUAUUGAUGGAGGUGCUCCUGGUGAGAGUGUGUACUUUAUUGUCUGGGAAUUCUUUAGAAAUGGUGUCUUAUUUUUCCUCAAAUUAUUCUUAUCAUAUAACCACACAAUAUUGUUCCUUAAAAUUUGAAUCAUAUUGUAAAUAUUUACUGGUGUGUCAUUGUGAAAAGACUAGCUUUUUAUCAAUAUAGUAAAUGCUAUAUAUGCAUUAUAUCUAUAAUUAUAUAUCUGUAUUUUACAAAAAUACCACAGAAAACUAUAUUAAAGCGUGUAUGCAAACACUUUUUACUACAUUUGGAAAAUCGAGGGGCUUGGGCCUUCUUUUUUUUCUCUACAACUUCAGCAAAACCAAAGGAAAUUAUUCUAAGGUAAGCUUUGAAAAUCAAGGACUUGAUACAACAAGCUGGAGCAAUCCAACCAGUCCACAACUCUUACAUGUUUCAGUUUAACCAUCUGCUGUUGAACCUCUCUGUUCUUUGUAUGCAAUGGUCGUGACAGAUGUUGGGCACAAGGAGAUCCUGAGGCUAAUAGAGCUGUGAGGUUUUUAUGUGGAAAGACAGGACUGAACAUUUUGCUGGGCUCAUUAGCCAGUGAUGGAGCCUAGCUGGUUACUCAUAGUCCAGCUUAUUCCAAUUGCCAAGGCCAGUUCAUCUUCCUCAUAUCAGCCAGAUUGUGGAAGUUAGCACUUCCAGGUGACUAUGUGCUUGAGCAGGAGAUCAAUACCCUGCAUAUUUUUCUCUCUGUGCUCUUACUUUGGUCAUUCUCUCUCUGUUUGGCUUAUUCUGAAUGCAAAAAUUCAUCAAUUCCUAAGAUACUGUUAUUCAGCAAUGAACAACAUUCCUUCCCCAGAAAUACUGUUGUGUGUAGUGGCCUUAUUUCUCAUUGUACUGCAAUAAAUGAUUCCAUGUGACAUAGGGCACACAGCCUAAAAAUCUCAUUACUUUAGAGAUCAGGGUUUCAUAGUCACUUAACACCAG